AUGUCCCACUGCCUAUUAGCGAGCGCCAGCUGCCCGCUGUCCCGCUGCCCGCUGCACGUCCCAAGGCCCAGCCCAGCCUGCAGACUUACCGGCCAACCUGAAGAUUAG
Messenger RNA from Geosmithia morbida, 108 nucleotides. RefSeq lists its product as uncharacterized. The transcript has 2 exons. The coding region runs from base 1 to 108 and encodes 35 amino acids. NCBI's taxonomy places the organism in Eukaryota, Fungi, Ascomycota, Sordariomycetes, Hypocreales, Bionectriaceae. The record is from RefSeq and is a predicted model, not a curated record.